AUGGCAAAGCGUAGCGAAAAGACUGAAGGGGCCAACAAGUCGGGGCGGAGGCGAGGGCCGGGCUCAGACGCAGAGGGCGCGGAGGACAGCGGAACGCGGAGGUACUCACUGUGGAACUUCUGGGUGGCCAGCACGGCGCUGAAGCUGCUGCUGAUGCCGGGGUACUACAGCACGGACUUCGAGGUGCACCGCAAUUGGCUGGCGGUGACACAUCGGCUCCCCCUGCGGGAGUGGUACGUGGACGCGACGAGCCAGUGGACGCUGGACUACCCGCCGCUGUUCGCAUGGUUCGAGUGGGCGCUGUCACAGGUGGUACCGGGCGCGGUGCGGCGGGACGGGUGCCUCGAGCUGGUAGCGGAGGGGCGCUACGGGUGGCCGACGGUGGUGUUCCAGCGGCUGACGGUGAUUGCGUCGGAGGUGCUGCUGUACGUGGUGCUGCAGGUGUACGUGAACCGCAGCGCGGCGCAGGAACGCACGGUGAACUUCGUGGUGGCGACGAGCGUGGCGCUGUCGCCUGCGUUUCUGCUGGUGGACCACAUCCACUUCCAGUACAAUGGGUUUCUGUUCGCAGUGCUGGUGGCGUCGAUCGUGGCGGCGCGGGAGCGGCGCUACGUGCUGUGCGGCGCGUUGUUCACGGUCGCGCUGUGCCUGAAGCACAUCUUCCUGUAUCUGGCGCCUGCGUACUUUGUGUUUCUGCUGCGGGCGUACGUGCUGGACCUGGGUGAGUUCCGGUUCCGGAGCUACCGGGACCUGGUGUUUGCGGUGCGGUGGGGCAACCUGUGCCGGCUGGGCGGCGUGGUGCUUGCGAUCAUGGCCGUGACGUUUGCACCGUUUGCGGGCGUGAUGCCGCAGCUGAUGGCGCGGCUGUUCCCGUUCUCGCGCGGUCUGACGCACGCGUACUGGGCGCCGAACUUCUGGGCGAUCUACUCGUUUGUAGACAAGGUGCUGACCUUCCUGAUGCUGCGCGUGCCGUACGUGUACAAGCUGGCGACAAGCCUCGUGCAGCCACCGCUGAUCCCCGCGAGCAUCGACGAGAUCCGGGCGCGCAUGGCUGCGGGCAACCACGGCACGCGGGGGCUGGUACAAGACGUGUCGUUUGUGAUCCUCCCGCAGAUCCAGCCGAAGCUGACUUUCUUGCUCACGCUGUUCUACCAGGUUUUGGCAGUCCUGCCGGUCCUGUUUGACCCAUCAUUCAAGCGCUUCAUCGGGUCGCUGUCGCUUUGCGGCUUCUCAGCGUUCCUUUUCGGGUGGCAUGUGCACGAGAAGGCCAUCAUGCUAGUCAUUGUGCCGUUCUCGUUCCUCGUCUCGUUUGACCAGCGGCUAUUGACGCCGUUCCGCCUGCUCACGGCGUCGGGCUAUGUGUCCUUGUUCCCGCUGCUAUAUAGCUCUAGCAGCUUCGUGAUCAAGGUCCUGUACACACUGAUCUGGUGCAUCGUCUACCACAGCGCGCUCAAGCGGACGGUGCCCGCCUCCGCAAGCGUCCAGCGCCGCGUCUUCUUUUUCGAUAGACUGGCUGCUGUGUAUGUCAUGCUCCUGUUGCCCAUGGUUCUUGGCGUCAAGUAUCUGGAGCUUCUGGAGGGCAAGUUCGAGGCGCUAGAGAAGUACCAGUUUCUGGGGCUAAUGUGCUAUAGUAUAUAUUGUGCCAUUGGGGUGUGCACCUCGUGGAUGGGACUUUCCUGGCUCUACAAUUUUGAUGAGCCGCUCUGGGUUUAG
Molecule: messenger RNA, 1713 nt
Organism: Eremothecium gossypii ATCC 10895
Lineage: Eukaryota; Fungi; Ascomycota; Saccharomycetes; Saccharomycetales; Saccharomycetaceae
Gene: ALG8
Product: dolichyl-P-Glc:Glc1Man(9)GlcNAc(2)-PP-dolichol alpha-1,3-glucosyltransferase
Exons: 1
Coding region: 1-1713 (570 amino acids)
Biological process (GO): protein N-linked glycosylation
Cellular component (GO): endoplasmic reticulum membrane
Molecular function (GO): dolichyl pyrophosphate Glc1Man9GlcNAc2 alpha-1,3-glucosyltransferase activity
Source: RefSeq, marked provisional